Messenger RNA from Funneliformis caledonium, 439 nucleotides. The record is from the annotation of a GenBank genome assembly. Lineage: Eukaryota; Fungi; Glomeromycota; Glomeromycetes; Glomerales; Glomeraceae.
GUGUUGCUGUCUAGUUACUGAUAUAGUCAUUGAUAAAAUUGCACAAUAUUGUUCUAGUUUAGAAUUUCUUGGUAUACAGUCAACAAAUGUUAGUAAAGAUGCAUUGAGCAAACUUAAUCCAAAAAUUAAGAUAAAGUGGGAUUCAUAUUUAUGGUUAACUUAUGUGAAUUUCGAAGAUAUUAUACAAUACUGCAAAGAUAAGAUUAAAGAUGAAUAUUAUCAAAAGUUAAUUAUGGAAUUGGAACAGAAUAUGAGAGGUAUGGCUGAAAGAUUUGGUUUGAUGGUAAGAAUGUAUGAGCUAAAAGAGAAAAUUAAUUAUCAACUGAUAAACCUAGAAUUAGAUACUAAUUAUGCCAUUACUGAGUUUGUUUCACAUGAUAUAAAAUAUAGAGGUAAAGAAUUAUCUUCACACAUGAAAUUUCAAACCCCUCCAGAGUGA